AUGUCUUCUCCUAUUUCUACCCCACAAUCUGAAGCUGGUUUGCCCUCGCGGCCCCUUCCUCAGGCUUUUGUUAGCCAAGAUGGAAGCUCCGGCGCCGGCACUCCCAUUGGUUUCCAGCGCUACCCUCCUCACAACAAGCACUUGGACCACGCCGUUGGAAAUUCUCUGCGUCAGCCAUCACCACAGCCUACCCACCUCGGUAUUCCCGGUACCCCUCAGCACCGUGUGCUGUCUGAAGAGGACCCGGGCUACAUUGCCGCUACCUUCGAGGGCAAGCAGAAGCAGAUGGAACAAGUCAUGCUUCAAUUGGAAGAGAAGGGUUUCUUCCCCAGUGACUUCAUCGAGUCCGAAACUACCUGGUUCUACAACAAGCUUGGCAUCGACGAUACCUACUUCCAGACCGAAACCGUGCCUGCCAUUGUGACCCAAAUCCUCUCCCUCUACGCCGCCAAGGUGGCUGCCUAUGCUCGGGAUGAUAGACAGCUGGAGAUCCGUCUGGACAAGGAGGCCGAGGACCACGCUGUGUACAUUGAUACCAGCCGGCCCGGUAUCUCCACCGUUGAUGGCCCUCGUUACGAGCAGCGCAUCGACGAGAAGUACGUCAACCACUCUAAGGGUGCCAACAGCUACCGUGUCGAGACGUUCCGUUCGCCCAGCACUCUUCCUGGCAAUGACGGCCAACAGCUGCGCUGCUACUUCGUCUACAAGUGUCAGUUUGUGAACCCUAACCCUUCACCAAAUGAGACCGACAUCGAGAUCAUUGGUGAGAAGCGGUUCCUGCAAAAGGCCACCCCCAACACCAAGGCGGUUUACCAGGAGAUCAUCACUACGGCUGUCGGCCGGUCCGGACCCGUCAUCGAGAUGUUCGAGAUCGAGGGCAGCCGCGAGAAGCGUCUGGUCAUUGCCUACCGCCAGGGUUCCGCCAUGGGUCUCUUCAGUGCUCUCUCGGAUCUGUACCACUACUACCGCUUGACUAGCUCCCGGAAGUACCUGGAGAACUUCUCCAACGGUAUCACCGUUAUCUCGCUGUACCUCCGACCCUCAGCCGACUCUGGUGUCUCGGCCAAGUUCCCUCCCAUCGAGGCCGCCAUCCGCCAGAUUAUGAAGGAGGUCUCCCUUCUUUACUGUAUUCCCCAGAACCGCUUCCAGGGUCACUUUGCUACGGGCCGGCUCAGCUUGCAAGAGACUAUCUACGCUCACUCCGCGUGGGUCUUUGUGCAGCAGUUCCUCAACCGUCUGGGAUCAGAGUACACUUCGUUGUCUGCUCUUCUGGAUAACAACAACAGUGUUCAUGCAGAACUUCUGUCGAAGAUCAAGAAGCGUCUUCGUACCGAGACUUUCACUGCCGACUACAUUUUCGAGAUCAUUAACAAAUACCCCGAGCUCAUCCACAAGCUCUACCUUGACUUUGCCAACACUCACUACGUUCAGACCCAGGGCCCUACUGGCGAUGACUUCCUUCCUACCCUCAGUUACCUCCGUCUUCAGGUUGACGAGGUCCUUGAUGGUGCCAAGCUCAAGCAGCUGAUCCGCGGCACUGCUGUCAACGAGCACGACGAGAUGGUUAUGAACUCUUUCCGCGUGUUCAACUCCUCUAUUCUCAAGACCAACUUCUUCACCCCCACCAAGGUGGCCCUCAGUUUCCGCUUGAAGCCGGACUUCUUGCCUGAACACGAAUACCCCCAGCCCCUGUACGGUAUGUUCUUGGUCAUCAGCUCCGAGUUCCGCGGUUUCCACCUGCGCUUCCGUGAUAUUGCUCGUGGUGGUAUUCGUAUCGUCAAGAGUCGGAAUGGUGAAGCAUACAACAUCAACGCCCGCUCGCUGUUCGACGAGAACUACAACUUGGCCAACACCCAGCAGCGCAAGAACAAGGACAUCCCCGAAGGCGGUGCUAAGGGUGUCAUCCUCUUGGACGCUGACCACCAAGACAAGGCGCGGGUUGCCUUCGAGAAGUACAUCGACAGUAUUCUUGAUUUGCUCCUGCCCCCUGUUAGCCCCGGUAUCAAGGACCCCAUCGUUGACUUGCACGGAAAGGAUGAAAUCCUCUUCAUGGGUCCCGAUGAGAACACUGCCGAGCUCGUCAACUGGGCUACCGAGCACGCUCGCAACCGUGGCGCUCCUUGGUGGAAGUCGUUCUUCACUGGCAAGAGCCCCAAGCUGGGCGGAAUUCCCCACGACACCUACGGCAUGACCACCCUAUCGGUCCGCCAGUAUGUCCUUGGUAUCUACCGCAAGCUCAACAUCGACCCUGCCACUAUGCUCAAGCUGCAGACUGGUGGUCCCGAUGGUGAUCUUGGAUCCAACGAGAUUCUGCUCUCCAACGAGAAGUACGCCGCUAUCGUCGACGGCGCUGGUGUCAUCUAUGAUCCCAACGGUCUGAACCACGAGGAGCUUCUCCGUCUGGCCAAGAAGCGCGCCAUGAUCUCCGAGUUCGACAUGACUAAGUUGUCCUCCGAUGGUUACCGUGUCCUGGUUGACGAGAAGAACGUCAAGCUCCCCAGCGGCGAGGUUGUCCACAACGGUAUGAUCUUCCGUAACACAUACCACCUCCGCUCGCAGGAGAAUUUCGACAUGUUCGUGCCUUGCGGUGGCCGUCCCGAGUCCAUCGACCUGUCCACCGUCAACAAGCUCAUUAAGGACAACAAGUCCAUUGUUCCCUUCAUCGUCGAAGGUGCCAACCUGUUCAUGACCCAGGACGCCAAGCUGCGCCUUGAGAAGGCCGGCUGUAUCCUGUACAAGGACGCCUCCGCCAACAAGGGUGGUGUUACCUCAUCUUCCCUGGAAGUCCUCGCCUCGCUGUCCUUCAACGACUCCGAGUUCGUCGAGAACAUGUGCAUCCGCGAGGACGGCACUGUCCCCGAUUUCUACCAGGCCUACGUCAAGGAAGUCCAGGAAGUCAUCAAGCAAAACGCCGCUCUCGAGUUUGAGGCUAUCUGGCGCGAACACGAGCAGACCGGUGUGCUGCGCAGUGUUCUGAGUGACCGUCUCAGUAUCGCCAUCACCAGGCUCGACGAGGAGCUCCAACAGACCGAGCUCUGGGACAACGUUGCUCUCCGCCGCUCAGUUCUCGGUGAUGCUCUGCCCCGUCUGCUUCUUGGUAAGAUUGGUCUCGAGACCAUCCUGGAGCGCGUUCCUGAGAACUACCUCCGCGCCAUCUUCGGUUCUUACCUGGCCAGCCGCUUCGUCUACGAAUACGGCAACCAGCCCAGCCAGUUCUCCUUCUUUGACUUCAUGACCAAGCGCCUGGCCCAGAUUCAGUCUUAA
This is a messenger RNA of Penicillium antarcticum, 3264 nucleotides long. RefSeq names its product glutamate dehydrogenase (NAD(+)). Lineage: Eukaryota; Fungi; Ascomycota; Eurotiomycetes; Eurotiales; Aspergillaceae. Gene Ontology annotation, cellular component: mitochondrion. The record is from RefSeq and is a predicted model, not a curated record. The coding region runs from base 1 to 3264 and encodes 1087 amino acids. The transcript is spliced from 3 exons. Gene Ontology annotation, molecular function: L-glutamate dehydrogenase (NAD+) activity.